Messenger RNA from Rhizopus microsporus ATCC 52813, 993 nucleotides. Its product is annotated as ATP synthase alpha chain liver isoform mitochondrial precursor. Gene Ontology annotation, biological process: proton motive force-driven ATP synthesis. The record is from RefSeq and is a predicted model, not a curated record. The annotation marks the transcript as partial. Gene Ontology annotation, molecular function: ADP binding; proton-transporting ATP synthase activity, rotational mechanism; ATP binding. The transcript has 2 exons. Lineage: Eukaryota; Fungi; Mucoromycota; Mucoromycetes; Mucorales; Rhizopodaceae.
CUUGACACCAUCUUGAACCAAAAGAACUGGAACAACGGUUCUGAUGAAUCCAAGAAGUUGUACUGUAUCUACGUUGCUGUCGGUCAAAAGCGUUCUACUGUUGCUCAACUUGUCAGAACUCUUGAAGAAAACGAUGCCAUGAAGUACACCACCGUCGUUGCCGCCACUGCUUCUGAAGCUGCUCCUCUUCAAUAUCUUGCUCCUUUCUCCGGUGCCGCCUUUGGUGAAUGGUUCCGUGACAACGGCAAGCACUCUUUGAUUAUCUACGAUGAUUUGUCCAAGCAAGCCGUUGCUUACCGUCAAAUGUCCCUUUUGCUUCGUCGUCCUCCUGGUCGUGAAGCCUACCCUGGUGAUGUUUUCUACCUUCACUCUCGUCUUUUGGAACGUGCUGCCAAGAUGAACAAGAGCUUCGGUUAUGGUUCCAUGACUGCUCUUCCCAUCAUUGAAACUCAAGGUGGUGAUGUCUCUGCUUAUAUUCCCACCAACGUCAUUUCCAUUACUGAUGGUCAAAUUUUCUUGGAAGCCGAACUCUUCUUCAAGGGUAUCCGUCCUGCCAUUAACGUCGGUCUUUCCGUCUCUCGUGUCGGUUCCGCUGCCCAAACCAAGGCCAUGAAGCAAGUUGCUGGUUCCAUGAAGCUCUUCUUGGCCCAAUACCGUGAAGUUGCCGCUUUCGCUCAAUUCGGUUCUGACUUGGAUGCCUCUACCCAAUUCUUGUUGAACCGUGGUGCUCGUCUUACCGAAUUGUUGAAGCAACCCCAAUACACUCCCUUGUCCAUUGAAACCCAAAUUCCUAUCAUCUUUGCUGGUGUCAACGGUUUCCUUGACAAGGUCCCUGUCAACAAGGUCACUGAAUGGGAAAAGGACUUCAUCGGCCACAUCCACACUGAACACAAGUCCACUUUGGAAGAAAUCCGCUCCAAGGGUGUUCUUUCCAAGGAACUUGAAACCAAGCUCCGUGAAAUCUGUGAAAACCACACCAAGAACUUCUAUUAA